Messenger RNA from Ectocarpus sp. CCAP 1310/34, 889 nucleotides. The record is from the annotation of a GenBank genome assembly. NCBI's taxonomy places the organism in Eukaryota, Phaeophyceae, Ectocarpales, Ectocarpaceae.
GCACGCCACGGGUGACAUCACGACAGCCAGAACACGGAGAGAGCGACAGAGAUCGAACAAGAAGUAGCACAAUAAAGGAGUAGCAAGUCUGUCGUGCUGGAUCAAUCGUACACGACACCCCCCUAAUUGUUUCCUCCGGCCCAGUGCGACGCAAAUAUCCGGGAGGCACGCAGCGGGAGGUAGGUAGACAGGUCUGCUGUAGCUCACCCUGUACACUCUGCUAGGAAACACCAAGGCGGAGGAGAGCUUGGGGAGGGCGGACGAGCAGCUGAUGGGGAAUAAGGCGGCGAUCCAGCUCGAACUAUCGAACGGGGAAGCACAGGUUUUGCAGGGAGAGGCCAUGAGCGUGAACGAAGAAGGGUGCUCUGGGUUGCCAAGUGCUGCCGCGGGUGCCUCCGAUGGUAGCGGCGAUGACGAACGGGCUGACGAAAGGGCUGACGAAAGGGCUUACGGUAGCCCGGCCGAGGCAGAGGAAGAGGGAGCAGAAGUGGAGGCUGUUACCACCCUCGCCCCGGGGGAACGUGCUGAGGAAGCCAACAAUUUUUCUCGGAAUAAGAGUGAGACCUCGACGAGCGACAAUCACCCCUCGGCAGGGUCGCCACGUACCGAUGCUGUUCCGGUAAGGCCUUCGGAGCAUAUGACGGUCGCCAACAACGACAACGACGUAGUAGUAGCAGCAGCAGCAGCAGCAGCAGCAGCAGCGGCAGCAGCGGAGCCGGCUCUCCCCCCUCCACCGCCGGUUCUCCCUCCUCCAUCAGCUCCGCCAUCCGCCGUGGCCAAAGACCUUCAGCUCCCUCCUCUCAACGAUCCCUCAGGGUCUGAAGAAGCGCCAAGGAUGUCCGCCCGCGGCUCUCCCAGCAGCAGUGGGGAUCACAAAGGAGCACAGUGA